GCUCCUGUCCGAGAAGCAAGCGUAGUAAAGCGAAUGGAAGCCGACCCGGGCCUGCGUUGCCAGCACAUAAGAUGGAGGCGAAGGCGCUGAGUCGCGGGCGGCCAUUGGCUCGGGCGGGAGGCCAGAAGGCUCCGCCCCUUCGCCGAGGGCUUCUCUCGGACCGUGUGAGAGGAAGCGAGAGAAGAGGAAAUCCGGGCCUGGCUGGGGGGCGCCCUGGGGCAGAGGCCCCAGCCUGGGGCCAGAGGAAAGGCAGGGCCGAGGCGAGGCGCCCAACCGCCGCCUGGAGAAAGUUUGAGAUUCUGUAAAAAGGAAAGGCCGAAGACUUUGCAGUCUCUUGAUACUCAGGAUGAAUGUUGAAGAGAUUCCUUGGUUGCCUACAAAUUCGCUUGUGCUGCAUGAUCACUGAAAGGGGACCUCAAUCAUGGAGGACAAGCGUAACAUCCCGAUUAUCGAGUGGGAGCACCUGGACAAGAAGAAGUUCUACGUCUUUGGCGUCUGCAUGACCAUGAUGAUCCGGGUCAGUGUGUACCCCUUCACACUCAUCCGGACACGGCUGCAGGUCCAGAAGGGGAAGAGCCUUUACAAUGGGACUUUCGACGCCUUCGUCAAGAUCCUACGGGCAGAAGGAGCAACAGGACUCUACCGGGGCUUCUUGGUCAACACCUUCACCCUGAUCUCGGGCCAGUGCUAUGUGACGACAUAUGAGCUGACUCGCAAAUAUGUUUCCAGGUACAGCAACAACAACACCAUCAAGUCUGUGGUAGCCGGCGGGUCGGCUUCCCUGGUGGCCCAGAGCAUCACAGUGCCCAUAGAUGUGGUCUCCCAGCACCUGAUGAUGCAGCGGAAAGGCGAGACCAUGGGCCGGUUCAAGGUACAGACCUAUGAAGGCAAGCGCUUCCCGGUUUUUGGGCAGACCCGGGACAUUAUUUCACAGAUCUUCAAGGCCGAUGGGCUGAAAGGCUUCUACAGGGGCUACGUGGCCUCCCUCCUUACCUACAUUCCCAACAGUGCCGCCUGGUGGCCCUUCUACCACUUCUACGCAGAACAGCUUUCUAGCCUCACGCCCACAGACUGCCCGCAUCUGCUCCUCCAAGCCAUAUCCGGGCCAAUGGCAGCUGCCACGGCUUCCACCCUCACCAACCCCAUGGACGUCAUCCGGACUCGUGUGCAGGUGGAAGGCAAAAACUCCAUCAUUCUCACGUUCAAGCAGCUGAUAGCGGAGGAAGGUCCAUGGGGCCUCAUGAAAGGUCUCUCGGCCCGCAUCAUCUCGGCCACCCCUUCCACCAUUGUCAUCGUGGUGGGCUACGAGACACUGAAGAAGCUGAGCCUCCGUCCAGAGCUGGUGGACUCCAGGCAUUGGUAGCAGAACUGGAGAUCUCCCCGCCACCCUCGGGAUCUCUUGGACCAUAGCCGUGGUUGGCAAUUCACCAAAAAUAAGAGAGCCUUGUGGCUGGAGAAUUCUCUGGUACAUUGUAAUGAGACUGUGGCACGUUCAGUGUAGGCGGUUCUAUCAAGUAUCCUUUUCCCUUCCGCCGGUAUUGCUCCCUGGCGUCCUUUGGGAUGGUCCCAGCCUUCUGUAGAGGAACAGCCUACUGUAAAACUCUUGGACACCUAAUUCACGUGUGAGCAAAAUGUUGCGCACCUCCAGGUGUUGUGUUUUUUCCUUAAAUUAAAAGACCUGAGUGGUGAAGCAGAGCACCAGUGUCACUCGGAAUGGAUUUUGAUCCUUUUGCCAAAUUUCUACACUGGAAGAGUGAACUUCCCUCGCUAGAGCCCUUGGCUGGGAAAUCUACCAGUCACAACAGUGUUUGCCUGUAGACCGAAAAUAUUUCAUUGAUAAAAGUCCCAUCCCCCGUCUCCCCAAACCUUCUACUAUGUGAAGUUUUGAGAUGGGGGUGGGGGGGAGAACCUCGUGUUAUUUUUUUUAACACGCUGCUUUGAUAUCCGGACAAGAUUUGUACAUAUUAAUUUUUUCUCCUUUUGUAUAUUCUUGGAAACCUUCUUGCCAAUCUUCCAUUAUCAAAGCAGGGUUGUUGUUUUUGAUGUAUCAAAGGGGAUUUUAAAGGAAGUUCUCUUUUUAGUCCAUGGUAACUGUGAUGCAAAACCGUUCUGUGUGUGUACGACCUAGGAGGAGAAAGUGCUCCAGUUUUCUGUGGCCUUUGCAACGGGAGUGUGAAGAAGAUCCAUGUCUUAAAAUGUUUUCCCCUCUAUUUUUUUUCAAAGCACAAAUAAUUCUGAUGAUUCUCUCCAUCUGGGGGGCGUCAUCUGAAAGGCAGAGUGUGUAGUUUUGCAGAAACAAUUUGUAAAAUACUGGGGCCAUUGAGCCUGUGAGGAAGGAUGCAUGAGAUUGGGUGGUUUGAUCCAGUCUGUUCGUUCUGCCCUGUCUUCUCCCAUCUGAAUACUGUCCCCACCUCUGGUGCUUUUUGAAUGCAGCUCCUGCUGGUCCACAGUGGAUCGUUCCCACCAUCCCCCCCCCCCCGCCCCUUUUCAGUUAUUUGUGUCGUUACCUUUGCAUAGAGAUCUGGCAGGGAGCAAAAGUCAUUUUUGUGGAAUUAAAGUAAAUUGAUUCACUUUAUUGUGUGGCAUGGGUGGGGUGUCUUUGAAAGCAGUACAGAUCAGUGGUACUCUUGGCACUUUGGUGGUUCUAGCUGCUGCAAAGAUUAACCGAUGAACUGAUGUCAGUUUACGUGAGUGCCAUAAUUGAGAACUAAGAGAGGGGAUCGUGUCCCCACCUAUUGAAUUCUUAAACAUUAUUCUGUAAGUAGGGCCUGUAGAGAAACAUGCAGUGUGUAAAACCCAAUUUGUUUUCAGUGUGCAGUGGGACAUGGGUGAAAUCAAGCCAUGUGCCCCUGCCUCUUGUGAGGUCUCCCCUUGAACGCUCUACACGCAACCCCUCUUCCUUGACAGCGAGGGAGAGUGCACAUGAGCGUGCUGGCCCUGGAGCACGGCACUCACAUGCAGCGGCCGCAGCCGUGCGCAUUCUCCCUCCCCAUGAUUGGGAAUGCAGCUUUCCACCAUUGCCAGUCAUUAGGAGGGGUUAUACAAGCAGGUGUGGCCUCUGCGCAUAGGUGCUGGGCUAAUGAGCUGCUUCGCUUUCUGGAAAGCUUCCCUGCCCAGAGAAUGCGUGUCAGGGGUUCUGGCCUAGCCUUCCCCCCUGACCGUGGUCACUCUCUACAUGUAGGGGCGUUCCUUAAGCCUGUCACCUCUUAACUCCAGCUUUCGCAGAUUCAUGUUGAACGGGAUCAGCCUGUGGCAUCUGAGCAAAUGAGGAGCCUUUUUGUGAUUGGAAUCAAUCAGGAAUAUCCCAACACGCAGCCUAAAUUUGAUUUUUGUCCUAACGUCUUGCUUUGCCUUGUUUCUUUUUUUUGCUAAAUGGAGCCAUUACACUGUUUGCUUUUGUCGAAAGCGCAUGCUUCCGGGACUGAACCACUUUGUAUGCAUUGCUGUUCAUUUCCAUACAUUUCACUUUCUUGUUUUGCAUAGGGAUGGGCUUUUAAAGGGGGGGGGCUUACACUGGGGAGAAUCUGGAUGGUGACUUCAGUUGGUACUUUCUUCACAGUUAUGAGGUAAAUGAACUUCAAUGCGUGCAGUCCCAAUAUGAGCUACAGCCAUCAAGUCCAUUAAAACCAGCGUGAGCAGAAGAGUGUAACUGCUCAGGAAGGCACUGUAAGACCACUGUAAAGGUUUGCACCUUCCCCCUGGAAGGCUGGAGCCAGAAGCAUCACAGCGAUAUGUUACUGCCAUCUGUUCAUCAGAUAGAUCCGUUCUUUAGAAAACCUGUUUCAUGGGCACAUUUUACAUGUGAUCCCCCAUGCCAGUGCAGUGAAAAGUAAUUCACAACUGUGGUGUCUUUUGCCUUUCUGGUCAGGUCUUUCCACAGACAAAAAUUUGGGGGUCUGAAAUUUCAUUCCAUUCUUUGUCUAACCCAACUUGACAUGCGCACAGCGCUCCAAAUAGCUGUUUUUUUAAAAAAAAUAUUAUUAUUAUUAUUUUGGCUUCCAAGCGCUGGUGCACAAGAGACUCCACAAGGAGGUCCGUCAGACCAAUCUGAAGAAACGGUUAUGACUUGGUUGACUGUAAAAGUGUUCCAAACACAAGGGUUGAACGGUUGAGCGAGUAGGGCCGCCCAGGAAGAUCCAUGCGAAUGGAGAGUUUUUGCCCAUUGAGGUCUGCUUAAACGGGAGUGAAUUCCACGCCAUCUGUGCUACUCGGUGCCUGCUGUUUCGAUAUGGAGUUUGAAUGUAUAAAUGUACAUUGGAGGGGAAAAGAGGUUUCAAUUUUGCACUGUAAGGCGUCUUUGAAGUGUAAUUAAAGUUUUUAUUAUUUAUUUACUUGA
This is a messenger RNA of Sphaerodactylus townsendi, 4336 nucleotides long. It is a transcript of the gene SLC25A44, whose product is annotated as solute carrier family 25 member 44. Bases 422 to 1363 code for a protein of 313 amino acids. Gene Ontology annotation, biological process: branched-chain amino acid catabolic process. Gene Ontology annotation, cellular component: mitochondrion. The record is from RefSeq and is a predicted model, not a curated record. The transcript is spliced from 5 exons. NCBI's taxonomy places the organism in Eukaryota, Metazoa, Chordata, Lepidosauria, Squamata, Sphaerodactylidae. Gene Ontology annotation, molecular function: branched-chain amino acid transmembrane transporter activity.